Molecule: messenger RNA, 2816 nt
Organism: Loxodonta africana (African savanna elephant)
Lineage: Eukaryota; Metazoa; Chordata; Mammalia; Proboscidea; Elephantidae
Product: olfactory receptor 8S1-like
Exons: 1
Coding region: 1531-2391 (286 amino acids)
Biological process (GO): G protein-coupled receptor signaling pathway
Cellular component (GO): membrane
Molecular function (GO): olfactory receptor activity; G protein-coupled receptor activity; odorant binding
Source: RefSeq, a predicted model, not a curated record
GAAGGGUGUGUGAAAUGAGGUAUGGGGGAGGACAGGAGGGAAAGAAGGAAGGAAGAAAGAAGGAAGGAUUUGUAUUUUAAAAAGUUAUGUUUUGGGAAGGUUUCACAGCCAGUAAACUGCAAAGGUCUUCUGACCCUGAGUCUACUGCUGUUUUAUUGCUGAUGCAGCUGCUGUAAAAUCUUAGGCUAUAUUGCAAACACCUAGGACCAAGGGAAACUGGAGCAUACAAGUGACGUCAAGUGAAAGGUCACUUCUAUCCCCCCAGUCCACACCAGCCUCAAUCCAAAGGACUAUUGGACCACAGAUACUACAGCCUCCACCAGACUGAGUCCAGCACAACUAGAUGGUGUCCAGCUACCACCACGAGCUACUCUGACAGGGAUCACAAUAAAAGAGUCCUGGACAGAGCUAAAGAAAAGUGUAGAACAAAAUUCUAACUCACAAAAAAAUAGCAGACUUACUUGUCUGACAGAUACUGGAGAAACCCCAAGACUACGACCCCUGAGCACCCUUUUAACUCAGUACUGAAGUCACUCCUGAGGUUCACCUUUCAGACAAAGAUGAGAGAGGCCCAUAAAACAAAUGAGACUAACUGGGCACACCAGCCCAGUGGCAAGGACAAGAAGACAGAGGGGGACAGGAAAUCUGGUAACAGGGAACCCAAGGUUGAGAAGAAGACAGUGUUGACAUGUCAUGGGGCUCGCAACCAAUGUCACGAAACAAUACGUGUAUUAAGUGUUUACUGAGAAACUAAUUUCCUCAUAAAUCUUCAUCUAAAGUGCAAUUAAAAAACAUGUACUUAUUGAGAGCCUUCUGUCUGGGUCUAUUGCAUUUCUAGGACUUUUGGCGCUUACAUGAUCUUCUUCUCAAAAGUUAUUGAGCCAGUGACAGUUAUAAGCACUUGGAAUACAUUUGUUGCUAGUUGCUGUAGAGUCAGUUCCAACUCAUGGUGACCCCCCAAGAAUGCAGGAUAGAACUGAAUUCCACAGGGUUUUCAAGGAACCAGAUCACCAGGACUUACUUCCAAGGUGCUUCUGGGGGGUUUCAACCACCAAACUUUAGGCUAGUAGUCCCGCACUUAAUCAUUUAUGCCUCCCAGGGACUCAUCUGGGCUGUAUUAGUGUGAGGGAAAAAGAUUCUUUUCAAUGUAUACUAUAAAUUCUAGCAGGUAGAGGUAAUUUUUUAAUGUAAAUUAAUUGCCCAAUAUCUUAGAAAGUGUUAAGUCCUGUGAAGAAAAAGAAGUUGAGCUAGAUAAGGGGAUUAGGAGGGCUUGGGCAGGAGAAGGAAAGCUACAGUAUUUAAUAAGUUAGCCAAACACUUCUUUAUCCUGACAUUCAAUUUCUGGCUUGAAGAUAAAAGGUGAAAUAUUUACAGGUUAAAAAAAAUCCUGUAUACUGAGAAUGACUCUGACCACUAAAGAAGUAUAUGUUUUGUUCUAGGAACAGUAUCUGUAAGAAAUCAUGAAAAAACCUUAGUAUUAUUCACGAAUUUGUGCUCCUGGGAUUGUCCAGUGACCCCCAGAUCCAGACCAUGCUCUUUGUGCUCUUCCUGGUGAUCUACCUUCUGACCCUGAUGGGGAACCUGAUGAUGCUGCUGGUGAUUAGGGGUGAUUCCCACCUCCACACCCCCAUGUACUUCUUCCUUGGACACCUAUCUUUCCUAGACGUCUGCUACUCCUCAGUCACUGUGCCCAAGAUGCUGCAAAAUUUCCUGUCUCAGAAGAAAACCAUCUCAGUGUGGGGAUGCAUCACUCAAGGCUUCUUUUUCAUUCUUUCUGGAGGCACAGAGGGCUGCUUGCUCUCUGCCAUGGCCUAUGACCACUAUGCCGCCAUCUGCCACCCUCUGCUCUACCCUGUUGUCAUGAACAGGCCUCUCUGCACUGCAACGGUCAGUGCAGCAUGGGCGAUUGGCUUCCUGAACUCACUAGUGAACAAUCUUUGUAUUAGGAGCUUACAGUUCUGUGGGCCCAAUAUCAUCCCCCACUUCAGUUGUGAACAGCCUUCCCUCUUUGCUCUGUCCUGCACUGAUCCCACUGCCAACACCAUUCUUCAAGCUGGGUUCGCUGCAUUUCUAGGACUUGUGACCCUUUCCUUGAUCCUCUUCUCAUACUCAAAAAUCAUGUUUGCCAUACAAACUAUCUCCUCCUCUGGGGGCCAAAGCAAAGCCUUCUCCACCUGCUCCUCCCACCUCACCGUGGUGCUCUUGUUCUAUGGGACGGCUCUAUUCAGGUACAUCAGCCCUCCCUCAGGAUCAGUCCUAGGGCGAGUGGUAUCUAUUCAGUACUGUGUGAUCACAUCUUUGCUGAACCCCCUCAUCUACAGCCUCAAGAACCAGGAAGUGAAGGCAGCUCUGCAGAGGGUGCUGAGGCAGCAAAUAUGUGUCUCAGGGUAAGAAAGGGGCAGCAGGAUUUUUGCUCUAUGAAAAAACAAGUCUACAAGGAAGAAGAACUUUGUGAACUCAGAGCUCCUGCUGAACUUGCCUUUUAAUUAAAUUCAACAAUAUUUGCUUCUUAUUCAAAGUGAAGAGACCUCCACAAGUUGAGAAAUAUAGUGAAGAAGGAGGAAUUUGUGCCUGUGAAAAAAGGGUUGGUACUACCUCUACCCACAGAGUAGCUGUGCGCUCCUACCACAGCCUUUGUAAAUUAAUCCAGAAGGGCUACCCUGGCCGCAGCAGAGGAAGCUGGACAAGAACAGAGACCCCUAGCCCAUGACUUUUUUCUUCGCUUUGGAGUUGCACAAAGGAUCUUAAUAAUAAAAGGCACAUUUUUUUUUUAAGAAGAAGAAGACAAGAUACAGAUACUGCUCCAGGAUGAGACA